Messenger RNA from Chelonoidis abingdonii (Abingdon island giant tortoise), 5241 nucleotides. The record is from RefSeq and is a predicted model, not a curated record. Lineage: Eukaryota; Metazoa; Chordata; Testudines; Testudinidae.
UGUGUGUUAGCGUGUGUGUGAGACACUGAACCAGGAUCUUUCUGAAGAAGCUUUGAGAUGAAAUUGCUGAGAAUUUUUGCCUGAAGCGAGGGAUGUUUCCCUAAUCUAAGACAAGCAGCAGCCUGCAGUCAGAGAGAAGCAGUGGCCAAAGUCAAUCCAGAAAAGAGACUUCUCACAGAUCUUCUCAAGAGUUCAAAAGGAGAUGGUGAUGAGGAGGGAGGAGGAUCCCAUGAGGCCCCAGUGUCAGCUUUCAUCAUGCUGUUUGCAAUGAGAGCCUGAGAUUUUCCAGCGCUGAACAUUUCUGUGUCUCGUCUACCACCACACCCUGAAAUCAAAUUCACAGCCAGGUGAACCAGGCACUGUACAAACAUGUCAGAGCUGCCUCCGCCCCCUUCUCUCCCGCUCUCUCUUGCCUUCUCCUUUCUCUCUCAAGUUUCUCGGCGAGUCAACGGAUUCCAGCGUGAGAAUAUUUCCACCUCUCCACUGGUUCUGGAGCAGUGAGAAAUCUAGGGAUAUUAAUGACUUAAUGUACUGGAGUACCGAACAGUGAAGUAGUCUGAGAAGAAGAAGAAGAGAAGCACCUAGCUGCUCUAAAUGGGAUACAAGAGCGAUUGGAGUGUCUUUCUGAGGGAAGAGGGCAGAGGAAGUCCUGCACGGAAACCCUAGGAACAGUGAAGCUUGGGGAGAAAGUGUAGGCUCAAGCUUUUGUGUUUUGGUGAGUAACCCUCAGGAACUUUGUUGAGGAACCUGGCAGGAACUUCACCCAUUUAUUAUUUGUUCAUGACAGAGUCUACUGUGUGCUAGGCAUUUUCUAGAUGUCCAGAAAGUGAUGUCCCUGCCCCCCAAAAACUCACAAUGUAAGGACAGAUAGCCAAGUAGAGAGAAGUUACAGGAAAGGGGACAAAAAGCAGGGAUUUUCUAGAGUGGGGAUUAUACAUUGCUUAAACUAGGGCUGCUCAGUUUAUGCUACAGAGCUUUAGCACUGAGCCUGUGCUGAAGCAUUUUACCUAGACUGAGCUAUCUAAAAUGCUAGGCUCCUGAUGAAGGCUCCCUGGCCAUUUCUCUCAUCAUGACCUUUCACAAACUGCUAUUUCUAAUAGUAUCAUUCUAACCGUGGCAUUCUUGACAGUUUGCAGCUUUCUUGAACCGGAGAUACUUGAUUUAUGGAAUUUACAGCUCAAGCAGCUUUAGGCGGACAAUAAGGUGUCCCUGCUAAACGUGCCCUUAAAACCACAAACAGAAAACAUUCUAGGUCAGAUACAUGAAAUUGCUGACUUUAAGCAUUUAUAAAUUUGGAACCAAAUUUCCACUAAUUUUUUCCAGGCUUGAUAAAAUCUCUUCAGCAAGUUUAACUCUGGUAGCUAUUUGUAUUGAGGUGGUCAUGAGCUGCAAGUUUGGGACUCAGCUUUUUGAACACCUCAAAGUUCAAAUGUAUUGGAUUUGUGGCUUUAGUCUCAGCCUAUUAUAAAAGUAGGGGCCAUUCACAAAAAUCAAAUCCAGCUUUGGAUUUAAUACCCAACCUCCCCACAUCUAAAAUAGCCCUUUCAAAAAUACUAAUAAAACUGAGCCUUUGAUUCAGGCCUAUAUCAACUUUUAAAGUUAGCUGCAGAUAAAAAUUUGGCUCAACCUACAUUGCUUAAAUUUUCCAAAAAAAUUCUCUUUGGCUUUCUCUGCUCUAGGAAGAGUAGGACCCAUAACUAUCUGCCUAUUCAGCUCCUCUGGUGAUGACAGUGAUGGUAGCUAUAGAUAGGGCUCAGGCUCUUUCUCUCUGUUAUCUAAGCUUAUUCUGAGUAGAUUUAAAUGAGAAGUCAUAAAAACAGCUAUCUAUAGUCUCCCUCAUUACUCCCAACAGGGUAGCUACAUCAGUGGUGAUUUAUGGAUCCUAGUGUAAGCUCAGCUAUUUAGGCUAAGACCAAGAUUGGAAAAACUCAGACUAAAAGGAAUUUGUAUGAGCAAUGGAAAAAGAGGGGUUAGACUGGAAAUUAGAAUGCAGUUAUAACUGUAGGCACGUUUGCCAACCCUCCAGGAUUGUCCUGGAGCUUCUGGGAAUUAAAGAUUAUAUCAUGUGAUGAAACCUCCAGGAAUAUGUCCAACCACAAUUAGCAACCCUAAUUAAAGCAGUACAGUAACUACUGUGAAGACCAGAUAAAUGACUAGAUCUAAUGCAUUUGAUCUCUCUGAUUCAGGCAUCAUGUUUCGCAAAAAGAAGAAGAAACGACCUGAGAUCUCUGCUCCACAGAACUUCCAGCAUCGGGUCCACACCUCAUUUGAUCCAAAGGAGGGUAAAUUCAUUGGCCUGCCCCCUCAAUGGCAGAAUAUUCUAGACACCCUAAAACGGCCAAAGCCAGUUGUAGACCCUUCAAGAAUCACCAGGAUGCAGCUUCAACCUAUGAAGACUGUAGUGAGGGGCAGCAGCAUCGAAGUGGAGGGAUAUAUCUCUGGGAUACUGAAUGAUAUUCAGAAGCUUUCUGUGAUCAGUUCCAACACUCUAAGGGGAAAGAGCCCGACCAGCAGGAGAAGAGCCCAGUCACUUGGACUUUUGGGAGAGGACAGGCUCCCAGACAUGUAUCUUCAGAGCCCUGAGGUUGACUGGGAAGACAAAUAUGGAAACUACCUCAACUGCAAUGGUGGAAGCAAAGCAGCCCGAAGGCAGACUAUGUGGCCAGAUUAUAAACCCAGGAUGGAUGGGCAAUCUCAUCCCAAUGGUAUUGUAAUGAAAGCAAAGUCCCUUGGGCCUUCAGAAUUCCAAGGUGAGGAUGGGCGCUGCAUCCAGCUCACUUCAGUUUCGCAGCACCAACAGCACACCUGUGUUCUGGUUGGGAAGAGUGAUAAAACUGAAAGAAGAAGCUCAGAAUGUUGGCCCCAGCCUUGCCUGGUGGCACAAGUGAAUCCCAGGCCUUCUUGGGAGGGCAGCCCUUGUCCCAAAUCGAGGGAAAACAGCUUGAAACGGAGGCUGUUACGAAGUGUGUUUCCCUCAUCCGGUGACUCAAAUAAGUCAGGCCCCACCCUGCAGAUUAAGUCCAAUGCUUUCUUCAGGCCCCAGCAAUGGGGUUCUCCACGCAGCCCUUCAACCAAAGCCCAGUCUCUUCCACCUGAUCAGCCAGUACCAGAUUUAACCAGGAUGAUUUCAGAAGCUGGUACCCCCCAGAAGAGCCCAAUUGAGAGGGCAACUACAUUGCCACAGGGCAGGCCAUCACCAGCAGGAUCCCCCCGAAACAGACACACUCAGACCAGUUCCAGCAACCUUCACCUGUCCCAAGACUCUUCCGCUAAAGGACAGUUGGCCAAUGAAGACCCUGUGGUCGUGACUCAUGAGCAGUUCAAGGCCGCACUCCGAAUGGUGGUGGACCAGGGUGAUCCCCGGACAUUGCUGGAGAACUAUGUAAAGAUUGGUGAAGGAUCCACAGGCAUUGUCUGCAUCGCUCGUGAGAAGCAUUCAGGGCGACAGGUGGCAGUAAAGAUGAUGGACCUGAGAAAGCAGCAGCGACGGGAACUUCUUUUUAAUGAGGUGGUGAUAAUGAGAGACUAUCAGCAUGUCAAUGUGGUGGAGAUGUAUAAAAGCUACCUGGUGGGAGAGGAACUCUGGGUUCUCAUGGAAUUUUUGCAGGGAGGAGCCCUCACUGACAUUGUCUCUCAAAUCAGGCUAAACGAGGAACAAAUUGCGACAGUGUGUGAGUCAGUGCUGCAAGCCCUUGCAUACUUGCAUUCCCAGGGUGUGAUUCACAGAGACAUUAAGAGCGACUCCAUUCUCCUGACCCUCGAUGGAAGGGUGAAACUCUCAGAUUUUGGCUUCUGCGCUCAGAUCAGUAAAGAUGUACCAAAAAGGAAGUCCCUGGUAGGAACUCCAUACUGGAUGGCUCCGGAGGUUAUUUCAAGGGCCCCAUACACUACUGAGGUGGAUAUCUGGUCUCUAGGGAUCAUGGUGAUAGAGAUGGUGGAUGGAGAACCCCCCUAUUUCAGUGACUCACCAGUCCAAGCAAUGAAGAGAGUCCGUGAUCAUUCUCCUCCUAAACUGAAAAAUUCUCACAAGACUUCUCCAGUUCUGAGAGACUUCCUGGAACGGAUGUUGACACGAGAUCCCCUAGAAAGAGCAACAGCACAAGAGCUUCUGGAUCACCCCUUCUUGCUCCAGACUGGACUUCCAGAGUGCCUAGUCCCCCUUAUUCAGCAGUACAGGAAGCGCACCUCCACCUGCUGACUCUGCACAUGGGGAAAAGCCAGUAUCCCAGCACUGGAAAUGCAAUUUCUCUGCUGGAAAUACUUGUUGUACUUGACCAAGACUCAAGCAGUGUCACUCUGCGAACAGUGCUUAGAACUUGUCAGUAUUUUUUUUUGGAAGGAUGAAUGUGAAAAUUCCCCCCAGCCUUUAGCUGCUUCCCUUUUGCUGAAGACAAUCAAGUCAGACCCAUUAUCUCAAGAACAAAACAGAGGCAUUACAUGGCUUCUGGAAUCUCAUAUUUCUCUUACAAGAAUGGCAUUUUAAAGAUGUUUGAAUUUGUAUAUUGAAGGGUCUGCAAACUCUGGAAAAUUUUAACUACUGGCUAUCAAAUUGGAACUAUAUUCCCCAAACAGAAAUGUGAUCUUUGUUUUUUAAUAUUAGUUGUACACUGGAGUCCUGAGCUGACCCCAGAGAGACUCAUUUUGGGGCACCAGCAUUUUAAAAAAUCCUAUCUUUAACAAUGCACAAGGAUUUCAACACUGAGACUCUCUUACUUUUUUAUCUCAUUCCACAUGUGUGAACAUCAUUGGGCCUGAAAAAGCUACCUGGAGGGCAGAUGGAAACCAACCAAACAUACAUUACAACUUCCUUCUUUGCAUCAAACUGCUUCAUUUUUAUGGAGAAUAUAUGUAGUUUAACAAGACAAAAAAGUGGUCUGUCUUGAGUCGACUGCAUGAUCUUAGAUGUGUGGAGAGAUGAUGCUCCUUUGCACAGGCCUUCUCUAAGUGUGUGUCUGUGUCUCUCUCUUCUCUAUAGAGAAUGUACUGCCUGCUACCAGAAUCCUAUGGCUGAAGCUUCAUAACAUGUAACACCACUGCCUUCUCCAACACUGACUCAAAUAGGAGGCAAAAUGGUGUUCUCAGCAGGAAGGGUUUAAGAAAGCUUGUCCCAGGGUCUAGGUCCCCCUGGGUACAUUGGAUUCAUAUCAAGCAAUGCUGCCUUGAAACAGCUGCUAGGUAGCACUUUGUAGGAUUGUGAAUACUGUAACAGGCUCAAUAAAUUAAGAUGUCCUGUCAAUUCCA